This is a messenger RNA of Zingiber officinale, 3376 nucleotides long. RefSeq names its product homeobox protein HOX1A-like. The record is from RefSeq and is a predicted model, not a curated record. Lineage: Eukaryota; Viridiplantae; Streptophyta; Magnoliopsida; Zingiberales; Zingiberaceae. Gene Ontology annotation, biological process: chromatin organization; regulation of DNA-templated transcription. Gene Ontology annotation, molecular function: chromatin binding; DNA binding. Gene Ontology annotation, cellular component: nucleus. Bases 347 to 2677 code for a protein of 776 amino acids. The transcript has 9 exons.
CUAGGGUUAAUCUUUUUCGUUUCCCCUCUCUUUCCGGACCUGAACCCGCCUCGAUCCUCAAGCGAGACACAGCUUCCCUGUCCCUCACAAGAUUCGCCGCAGGCGUGCGCUCGUAGGCACCUCUCUCCGAUUUACUUCGCUCGUCAACUCAUUCUCGCUUCGACGGGGCAGAAAGCUCCAUACCAUCGAGAUUUUGAGCGUCCGAUUUGUUGUAUUUGGGAGGUAAUUUAGUAUUCUUUGAUUGAUGGAAUAAGAUUCCAUGGUGCAUAGUCUGAACCUCCUUCGACAUCCCAUUCAGCAGCAAAUCCUUCUUUUCUUUAGAUAAUUGAAGUUGCUUCCCUUGUAUAUGGAGCAAUCUUCUUGCAAGGUUGAUGGCAAGAAAACCAAGGACUCCUUGUUUAAAGAAAAAUCAAAUCAUCAAGAUAAAGAUUCCUUAGUUGAUGCUGUGAAGGAUGACUCCAGAGAAUUUCACCCUGCAGAUUGUGAACAGGAUGAUGAUGAAAAUACCAUAUCUGCAAGUGGUGCACAGAAUAAUGUUGCCAAAUCCAAUAAGAAGAGGAAAAAAGCUUCUCAAACACCGUGGCCGAGUAGAUAUCCUCUUAGAUCUUCAGUUGCUGGUGUCAGAGUUCUUCGAUCAUCCAGUAGUGCUGCUAAGAUUUCCAAUGAGCAGUCCAUUCCUGCCUCAAAUUCAAUAAAAAAUGAAAGGAAAAGGAGGAAGAAAAGAAAAGAAAAAAGCAUGUUAAAUAAUGAGUUUGCACUAAUUAGAAAACGGAUAAGAUACUUGUUGAAUCGAAUUAACUAUGAGCAAAGCCUGAUUGAUGCAUAUUCGCAUGAAGGAUGGAAGGGCCAAAAUUUGGAAAAGAUCAGACCUGAAAAGGAGCUUGAACGAGCCAAAUCUGAAAUUCUACGUUGCAAAUUAAGGAUUCGUGAAUCCAUGUGCCAUCUAGAUUCAUUGCUUUCUGAGGGAAGGCCUGAUGAAAAUAUGUUUGACAAUGAUGAAAUUGACUAUGAAAAUAUAAUUUGUGCAACAUGUGACUCAAAGGAUCUAUCAACUGACAAUGAUAUCAUCCUGUGUGACGGUAGUUGCGAACGAGGUUUUCACCAAAAGUGUUUGAGUCCACCGUUGCAAACUCAUGAAAUUCCUCCUGGAGAUCAAGGAUGGUUGUGCCCUGCAUGUGAUUGCAAGGUGGAUUGCUUUAACUUGCUUAAUGAAUUUCAAGGAAGUACCCUUACAAUAGAAGACACUUGGGAGAAAGUUUUUCCUGAAGCAGCUGUCAUUGCAAAUGGUAACAACCAGUUAGAUGAUUCUAAUUAUCCAUCUGAUGAUUCAGAAGAUAAUGAUUAUGACCCUGAUGUUGAAGUUGCUGCUGAAGAGAAGGAAGAAGGAUCAAGUUCUGAAGAAAUAGAUUCUACUUCACUAUCUGAGGAGGAUUUAGAAUCUGUAGGAUAUAAUAAUGUUGAUGUUCUGGGUCUUCCUUCUGAUGAUUCAGAGGAUGAUGAUUAUGAUCCUGAAUGUCUGGAUCCAAAUAAGGAUGAUCAAAAUGAAGGACCAGCAUCAAAUGAAUCAGACUUUACAUCAGAUUCUGAUGAAUUUUGUUUGGAGCUUAGUAAAAGAGUGAAUGUUGAUGAAGUUACAUCAUCUCAACUGGAUUCCAGAAUGGCUGAUUGCUCGCAGGAAGGGAGGAAAGCCACACGAAAAAAUACAACAAAUACUAGGCAUCCACCUAUGGUGGAGGCUGACUUUGACAACUCAUGUCCUGUGCCAAAGACAAGGCAGCAGCAGCGAUUGGAUUAUGAAAAACUUAAUGAUGUGUCUUACGGUAAAGCAUCUUCAGAUUCAAGUGAAGAUGAAGAGUGGAAGGAGAAAGGUAAGGCAGUGAAGGUUAAGAAAGGUAAGAACAAAAGGGAAUCUGCCUCAUUGUCAUAUGGAAGAAGUUAUUCAGUUAAUCAUCAAAGAAACUUGAGUAUCAAAGACAUGGUUGAUGUGCCUCCGUUAGCCAUGUUAAAUCCAGACCAGCAGCAAGUUUUAGAGCCCGCAGAGAAGAGUACACCUAAAACACAACAGUACUUGAAUGAACAACAUAUCAAUGAUCAUUUGCAUGCUGAAAAUGGAAACAAAACUACUUCCACUGGUAAAAAGAGUUACGCACCACAUGUAAACCAGCGGCUUGAGGAAACCUUCAAACAAAAUCAAUAUCCUAGUCAAGAGGUGAAAGGAAGUCUCUCAAAAGAAUUAGGCUUGACAACUACGCAGAUUGCUAAAUGGUUUGCGAAGUCACGGGCUAAACUGAGAAUUUCUGCCACAGGUUUGAAACUUUCUGAUACAGUCUAUCAUGCAGAAACAAAAGUUCAAAUAAGCGAAGGGAAUGGUUUGGGCAAAUCUGGGAGUAUGAAUACUGAAUCUAGUACUGGAAAUAAUAUGAGUUCGACGUCCAGCGAAAAAAAUAGAAAAACAUCAGCCAUAGUGCAUAACACGUCUAGCAACUUCAGUAGAAAGAACACCACAUCAAGUAAGGGGAUUGCUGCAAGUGAUGCUGCCAAUAGAAGCAGCAAAAAAACACCUACCAGUGUAAACAAGAACUUAGAAGUGCCAUUUGACAGAGAGAAGGCCUUGGCACGUGAGCUUAAGAGGAUAAAGACAGUGCGUGAGCUUAAGGGGAUAAAGACAGGCAGAUAAAGAUACUUUGACCUUGAUCUGAUAAUCAUUGGUACUGGUAGGAUAUUGUUAGACAAGUAAAUUCUUCAAAAAUUUUGAGCAGUGGAACCGGUUCAUACAAAUUUUCUCCUGCCCUGAUUUUCUUCCAAUCAACAUUUACAAAUUGAGUGUUGACCCACCCAUCCUUGGCUAGCAAUCUUCAUCUGUUUUCCUUUUUAUCUGCUCAUGGUUACUUUCAGUCAUCGAGGCUCACAGAACUUGAGGUGAUUGUCUGUUUCCCCUUUUUUAAUUCACAUGGUUAACGUUCAGUCACUGAGCGUCAAAGAACUUGAAGUGAUUUGAGAUCAUCGUAGUCGCAAAUCUUUGAGCAUAUUACCAUUUGAUGGCAAAGUAAUGUACUUAUGGCAUGAGAACUGAUGGUCUUGUGCUCUCUUGCCAUCAAUGUUCUCAUAAUUGCUGGAUCAGUUGAAGGCCUUGGGGUUGCUAAAGCUAUUCUCAUCUUUCAAUUCUUAGGCAGGCAGAGAAUUGGACUUGGAAAAAUUGCUUUAUACCUUUUGUUUUUCUUAGCAAGGUUCCAAUGCUAGAGAAAGCAUGUGUUUAUUUGUAUGGACUACGUUCGAAAUCGAUUAGUGUGUUUCUAUCAUUUUAGUAGGCAAUGUACACUGAACAAUUUGUUAGAUAAUUUAUCAGUGACAUGAAGUUUGUCUUUAUCUUGGAUUA